Cuscuta epithymum is the source of this 2584-nucleotide messenger RNA. The record is from the annotation of a GenBank genome assembly. NCBI's taxonomy places the organism in Eukaryota, Viridiplantae, Streptophyta, Magnoliopsida, Solanales, Convolvulaceae.
GCCAAAUAUUAGACUGGAGAGGAGCGUGCUCACCCCUAAUUAACCCAUAAUCCUACUACACUUGAAUCUCCCGCAGAACCCUAGUUAACCCCUCAAUAGGAGCAGGAGUCUGGCUUUCAACCGGGCACACUGAAGUGGAAAUGAAGCUGAGAGUAUAGACCACAGCCGCAAACAGAGUACUUUCGAAUGAAAUGAAAUGAAAGUGAUGAUGAAUUGUAAAUCCGCAGCACUAUGGUCCCGCGUAAUUCUCAACCAACUCCGACUAAUCACUGCAUCAUCGUCAUCAGCUGUGGGAACAUCCAAGCUGCUGCGGCCAUCAUCGAAGUUUCCUGCAGCUCCACGAUUCUUCUCAUCGAGGCAGUCACAGGGAAACUUUGACAGUUUUCUGUUCCAGGAACGUAGGGAUCUGCUCAAGGAGAAGGAGGAGAGGUUAAAGCAGGGAUUGGACACUGCCGAUCUCGAUGCUCGUGCCGCAGAGCUCGACAAGCGCGAGGAGAAUAUCAAGAAAUCUUCCUCUUCCUACGAAGAGCCCACGGACUCAGAUUCGGAUGAUGACGAUGAACAAUGGGGCGCUGAAGCCCUGGAUAGACGAUGGGUUGUAUUUGAGAAGAAGUUCGAGCGCCAUGAACAGCUCCUUAAGAAUUUCACUGAUGCCGAGACUCUUGAUGAAGCACACAAAUGGAUGAGUAGAAUCGAUAAGUUUGAGCAGAAGCAUUUCCCUCUUAAAUCAGAGUACCGCGUGAUUGGUGAGCUUAUGAACCGCUUGAAAGUGGCUGAGGGUAAAGAAAAAUUUUUACUCCAAGUGAAGAUAAACCGGGCACUUAGGAUGGUCAGAUGGAAGGAAGCCUAUGAUCCGAAUGAUCCAGCCAAUUAUGGAGUCAUUCAACGUCAAGUUGUUGGGUCCUCUGUUGAUGCUUCUGAGCGAGUUGAGUUUGAUGAGGAAGAUAAGAAGGCUAAAGGAGCACAACAUGAUAGUGAUGAUGAGUUAGAGUUUGAUGACAUGAAAGAAAGGGAUGAUAUAUUGUUGGAGAAGCUUAAUACUAUUGAUAAGAAGCUUGAAGCAAAGCUGGCAGAACUGGAACACACUUUUGGGAGGAAGGGAAAGCACCUCGAGGAGCAAAUUAGAGAUCUUGCUGAUGAGAGGAACUCUUUGACUGAGAAGAAGAGACAGCCUCUCUACCGGAAAGGAUUUGAUGUGAAACCAAUUUGUGUCAAUAAGACAUACAAGGUUACAAAGGGGGGGAGAAUCAUGAGGUACACUGCUUUGCUAGCCUGUGGGAACUACAAUGGUGUCAUUGGUUUUGCGAAAGCAAAGGGUCCAGCAGCCCCUAUUGCCAUUCAAAAGGCAUAUGAGAAAUGCUUUCAGAAUCUCCAUUAUAUUGAGCGGCAUGAAGAACAUACCAUUGCACAUGCAGUCCAAACAAGUUAUAAAAACACUAAGAUCUAUCUCUGGCCUGCACCCACUCAAACAGGAAUGAAAGCAGGCAGAACUGUUCAAACAAUUCUAAAUUUGGCUGGUUUCAAGAAUGUGAAAUCAAAGGUUGUUGGAUCAAGGAAUCCUCAUAAUACAGUUAAGGCCAUAUUUAAAGCUCUAAAUGCAAUUGAGACACCAAAAGACGUCCAAGAGAAGUUCGGUCGUACUGUUGUUGAGUCAUACCUGCUACAAUAGGUAUGGUUGAAGUUGUCUUUCAUUAAUUAUUAUUGAUGCGGCAGUCUUUGUGAUGAAGAUGCUUAAGAUAUGUACCAAACAAAUAACAAAAGUAUGGUUUUUUUAUACUGCUAUGUUGUAGUAAAAAAGCUAAGAAACAGUCCCCUUUCCAACCUAUUUACCAAUAUUAAUCCCUUGUUUUUAUUUUCGGUAGUGUUCAUUCAUCAUGCUUUGUACUGCACGAUAACCUUACUUCUGACCAUUGUAAAUACAAAGCCGGUUUGGUAAGGGGGAAAUUUAGCUAGUUUCUGAAAUUGUGAUUGAAUUAGCUGAAUGAGCAGUUUCAGCAAAUAAUGCAACUCCUGAACUGCUCCUUUCUACUCCUGGGCAAUAAUGUUGUCAAAUAAGCUAUUGUGUUCUACGAAGCUAAUAAGCAAAAAAAAUCUUCUGCCAAGCAGGCACAUAAUGUUUCCUUGCACAAUAUAGUGAAUAUUGUAGUACUCUUAGUGCUUCAGUUGCACCGCAUGAUGAAGUUUAUGUGCUUUGGUAGGCAUUGCAGAAAAACUGAUACUUGCAUGCUCCAAAGGUGAUGCAUGCAGAACUACUGCAUUCUUCAUGAAUCAUGAGCAUACAUGUCCUCCAUCUAAUUUAUACGUAGUAUUUUCUUUUGCUUUUUGGAGUUGUAAUUUCUUAAAAUGGGGGUUGUAGCAUGUAGGUUACUUCAAUUGACUAUUUGAGAAUUGAGAAUUUGUGGAAAUGUAUUUAUUUUUUCCCAAAUCCUAUAUUUAAUUGGUAGUAAACAUUAUGGCACAUUGACACAUGUUUAUUUGUAAUUCAUUGUUGGCGAUCUAGAGAAAGUAAAACAUGUAGUGCUAAUAAUCUGAAGAUGUUACUACAAUCUAAAGAUCUUACGAAUGCUAAUGUGGUCUAUUGCUU